Molecule: messenger RNA, 4961 nt
Organism: Carassius carassius (crucian carp)
Lineage: Eukaryota; Metazoa; Chordata; Actinopteri; Cypriniformes; Cyprinidae
Gene: gramd4b
Product: GRAM domain containing 4b
Exons: 20
Coding region: 272-2122 (616 amino acids)
Biological process (GO): negative regulation of toll-like receptor 9 signaling pathway; apoptotic process
Source: RefSeq, a predicted model, not a curated record
GCGUCUGCAGCUGACGAAAUUUCCUGGUGUGAAGUGAGUCCAGUCUCUCUGAAUAUCAACAACGGAUUGAAACGAACCCUGAAUGAUGGUUUGCCGUUUGCAUGCGAGUAUAAUCCGUAAUAACGCUGGAAAUAACAUCUGACAGCUCAGGGAGCUGCAACUCUAGAUCAAUGUGUCCGCUUGGGCAUUUUACGCCGGGUUUGUCAUCGUCGAGCUGGUAGCAGGUGGCGACGGAGCGGGGCGAAGCUCGAAUAUUGAUGCCUUCCUGUUAAUGAAACUUAAUUACGAAUUCCGUGCAAGGGUUGCCACCCGCCAUGUAAAGAUAAAGACACGGGUCUCUGUGUUGAACAUGCUAAAGCGAUUGGAUAAGAUAAGGUUCAGAGGACCGAAGCGAGAUGAGUUCCUGGACCCCGCCGAGUCCCCCAACGCAUCUGACAGCGAAUGUAAUGACGAUGUCCCAGUAAAACACCAGAGCUCCAUCAAAGAAACAGAAGAGCAGCGAGACCCUGCUGGUUCAGGGACCAUGUCUGCUGCUCCAAUCCAGGACUACAAGCUGAGUAAUGCUGACCGACUCAAUGAGGUCAAAGGUCACCUGGAGAUAGCAUUACUGGAAAAGCACUUUCUUCAGGAGGAGUUGAAGAAGCUCCGAGAGGAGACAAAUGUCGAGACUCUAAAGCAGGAGCUGGAGAAAGAGAAAUCAAAAAGAGUCGAUCUUGAGCAGAAAAUGAAUGAAAUUCUCAGAUCCAGACUAGAAGAUUCACCACCUCCACCUCCAAAACCACAAGUCCCUUCUGUCGAUGGAACAGGGGACAAGCAGAAGGAGACCUUAAGCGCUCGGCUGUGGAAAUGGCUCUAUGAGCGCUUUGGUGUUUAUAUCGAAGAUUUCCGCUUUCAGCCUGAGGAAAAUACAGUUGAGACUGAAGAACCACUAAGUGCUAAAAGAUUAACUGAAAAUAUGAGACGACUCAAACGGGGUGCUAAGCCUGUAACUAACUUCAUGAGGAACCUUUCUGCCUUAUCCAGCUGCCGCUCUGUCUACACGUCAGCCAUCGCCUUUAUUAUCUAUAUGAAUGCUGCCUGGCAUGGCUGGGUUAUCCCCCUGUUUCUAUUUUUAGCCAUUCUGAGGUUGUCCUUGAAUUACCUCAUAGCAAAAGGUUGGAGGAUACAGUGGAGCAUUGUGCCUGAGGUCUCCGAACCAGUGGAACCUCCAAAGGAAGAUCUUACAGUCUCAGAGAAGUUUCAGUUAGUGUUGGAUGUUGCACAGAAAGCCCAGAAUCUAUUUGGAAAGAUGGCAGACGUAUUGGAAAAGAUUAAAAACCUGUUCAUGUGGGUGCAGCCUGAAAUCACACAGAAACUGUAUGUUGGUUUGUGGGUGGCCUUCAUCACUUCCUGUUUGCUGCCAUAUAAACUCUUGGGCUUCAUGAUUGGUGUCUAUGCCGGCAUCAAAUUCUUCAUCAUCGACUUCAUCUUCAAAAGCUGCCCCAAACUGAGGGACAAAUAUGACACACCCUACAUUGUAUGGACCAAUUUGCCCACAGACCCACAACUCAAAGAGCGUAACAAUGCCAAUCUGAGCAGACGGCUGUCUGGGUUUGAAAAGCAGAUCCAGCCGGUGGUGGCACGGGGUAAUCAGUCAGCAGGGAUGUCGUGUGGGAUUGGCCGUGAGGAGGAAAGCGGACGGGCCUACAACACCAAAAGAGGGCCUUUUCAUGAAGUCUUCAACUUGUCAGAGCAUGAGCGGCCCCUGCCAGUGUGCGAGAACGGAUGGCGAUGUUGUUUGAUCAACAGGGACAGAAAAAUGCCAACCGACUACAUCCGCAAUGGAGUCCUCUAUGUCACAGAAAAUUACCUGUGUUUCGAGAGCUCCAGCUCCCGGGCGACAUCUUCGAAGAAAAAUAAAGUCAUCAAGCUCCAAGACAUCACGGAUAUUCAGAAGUACAAAGUGUUGUCAGUAUUGCCUGGAUCUGGGAUGGGGAUCUCAAUUACAACGCCAUCCACUUUAAAGCCUCUAGUGUUUGGUGCCAUGAUUCAUCGAGACGAGGCCUUUGAUGCCAUUCACACUCAGUACAUGAAGAUCGUGAAUUCCACAGCAGCUACGACAGGGACAAACCCAGAGACAUAGUCUCACCCGGAUCAACAUAUGACAUAAGGUAGUCCAUAAGACAGCUCUAACCUUAAUGUAGCACUAUCCCAAACCCCGGUACGGAGAUGAUGGCUUCCAGAACUUCUCCACCCCAUCUCCAAUCCAAAACGAUGAAGAAACUGCAAAGAAACUGUUUUUAUGAUUCUACAUGAGUAUUAGGAGUAUUUUAUAUAACGUUCUCUCAAACAGCGUACUAUAAUCUCACACAAGUGUUUGUCAGGAUGGGUCUUGUUUUAUAAGGUUAGGGGUUCAUUGUGUGUCAGAACAGGAGCUGGUACUCCUUUGUGUCUCUUGGAGGGCUUUGUGUGAUCCUUGUGUAGUCAGACCAUAUAACAGUCUCUGAACUUACCGCCAUUUUCACUUAAUUGCAUCACCGCUGGCCUUGCACAAAGAAACACUGCACUUAGUGUUGCUGAGGGCUUUUAGAUGUGAUUUAGGGGGAAAAGGAACAGACUUAACCGUCAACUGAAAUCCAUAUUCCCAAAGCAGCUCGUAACUGCCGGCCACAUUGUUCCUUGGGGUGCGCCAAUUUUCUCUUCAGUAUUUGUGAUACUUGUGUUAACUAGAAACAACCUCAUAUUUUAAAAGACUAGUGCGCUUAAAAAUACAAAUUUCGCUGUUUACUCUGCCUCGUGGUGUUUUAAUCUCGGAAAACACAAAAGGAGAUAUUUAGGCAGAUGUCCAAGCUGCUCUUUUCCUUAAAAUGAAGGUCAACUGUUUAGGGGAUAAUUUACUCAGAAAUUACAAUAAUGUUACCAUUUACUCGCCAUCAUGUUGUUCCAAACCAAUAUGACUUUUUUUUUUUUUUUUUGCGGGUUUUUUAAAUUUUUAACUUUUGUCUAGUCGAAGAAAAGAUUUGAAAGUGGGGUUCAAAUCGUUUGGAUUCUGCAGAGUAAUGUCAUAAUGAAUAUUCAUUUAAGAAACUCAUACUGGUUUGGAAUAACAUCAGGAUGCUUCAAUAAUGACAGACUAGUCAAUUAAUCAUUUUUUUAAUGUAAAGCACAAAAAUAUCACCAGUCUUACCCAUAAAAUGAAAGUGCACAAAUAAAGGACUGUUCAAACUAAACCAGAAUUAGCUGCGUUUGGUAAUCUAUCCUCAUUCCUCAUCAUUGAGCCCUGAGGUUAUUGAAGUAUUCAACGCCUUGAGUUAGGGUUAGGCACUGGUAAGAGAAAUGUCUUUGUUUACUAAUAUUAUACCCCAAAAUAAGAUGUAAUUACUUAAGAACCACAGACUACUUUCUGUAAUGGAUGUAGUGUUAUGAUUUUUCUAAAAGUGUGCGUAGGGAACUCCAAAAUGAACAUGCUACAUAAAAGUUCUACUUCCAAAUACACUUAUUUACUCAUUUAUGCAUAACAUUUUAUUUUGUAACUUUUGACUAUGCAGCCUUCAAUAGCUCCUUUUGGAAUAAAAGCAGGGCUUUUCUUUCUUAAGAGUGGAGAGUCGUAUAGUAGUACGUCAUGAUUUUUUGCUGUAUUGGUCCCCAGCACUUUUCUUGGUUUUCAAAUUUUAAUGCAUUUCAAAAUGUGCUGUGCUAAAAUUGCACUGUUGCUUUUUCAUUUGGUUUAUCCGUUUUAAGCCUCGUUUCUCACCUGCCUUAUUCUGCCUUAUUUUAUUUUGUUCUUUCGAUCAAUUUGACAAUUAUUAUUUUAUUUAAUUUUUUGUCAUUUUGAUUCCAUAUGUGUCUGUUGGGGCUAGACUCUGGACUCCUUGGAUGCCGUUUGCCAAGUUUACGAAAUGGCACUUUUGGGCUCUCUAAAUAUAUAGCCACUUAAAUUGUGGAAGACCAUUUAGUUAGAAUAAAUAUGAUUUGAAUAUUGUCUGUGCAGAUGUAUUUGUGAUGCACAUAAAUAGUGCACCUUUGUUUUAUUAAUUUCACCUUUUAACUAGUUCUGUCAAACGAUUAAUCGCAUCCAAUGUAGACGUUUUUGUUUGCAUAAUAUAUGUUUGUGUGCUGUGUAUACAUUUAAGAAAAAUAUUAUUUGUAUAUUUAAUAUAUUUUAUAAAAUUAUCUAAAUAUAUACAUGUAAAUAGUGUGUGUGUGUGUGUGUGUGUGUAAACAAAAGCUUUUAUUUUGGAUGCGAUUAAUCGUUUGACAGAACUACUUAACAUUCAAUUCUAAAAACAAAUCCCAUUUAAUUAUUCAAUCUUAAAGUGAAAAAAUUAACCACCAAUGAUUGUCUUUUGCCAAAUAAAAUGUGUAUUGUUGUUUGCGCUCUGUUUCUGCCCCAGAACAGUUCUGUUUACAGACAUUUGUGUUCCACAAAAGGCUAUUUUGAUCCCUGGACCAAUGGGGGCAUGAAAAUUAGCCUUUCUUUGCCUGUGGUGAAUGUUAAAGAAGCUGAAAAAUCAUGGAUUUUAAAUGCCUUGUUAAAACAUUUUAUUCUUCUGUUUUGCAUUAUGACACAUUCUUCAUCCAGCUUUAAGAAUAUGAUUAUUGUUCCCUGGAAGUUGUUGGCUAUAGCAUGGAGGGGUGUUGUUGUAUUAUUUCACUCAGUGUAUUUCCCUAUUCAAGUCGUUUUACAUUUCAGUCAAUUAUCUGUUUAGUUGGUUGUAACGCACAGUUGUCACAAUCACAUUUGGUACGGCCACCCAACAACUGGGUUUAAUAAACUUUGCAGAGGAACAACCACCAUAAACUGGAGUCCAAUUACUCCAAGUGAAUCUCAUGUGCAGAAUGUGACUGGAUGUUUGUUUAUCGAACAUUUGUAUUUACACUGGAUGUACAUUUCUGGUAAACUCUUUCCUGCUUUCCUCUGAAUAGUCUUCAUUGGAGAAGAAAUAAACUCUUGGGUUCUUUGUAACCUUUAUUGCUUGGAA